Molecule: messenger RNA, 939 nt
Organism: Orycteropus afer afer
Lineage: Eukaryota; Metazoa; Chordata; Mammalia; Tubulidentata; Orycteropodidae
Product: olfactory receptor 4F6-like
Biological process (GO): G protein-coupled receptor signaling pathway
Cellular component (GO): membrane
Molecular function (GO): olfactory receptor activity; G protein-coupled receptor activity
Source: RefSeq, a predicted model, not a curated record
AUGUAUGAAGCUAAUUACACUGAGAUAUCUGAAUUUGUGUUCCUGGGACUUUCUCCCUCUAGACCAAUGCAGCAUUUCCUCCUUAGUUUUUCUACAGUUUUUUAUGUAACAAUUUUUCUGGGAAACCUCCUUGUUGUGUCUACAGUGACUUUUGACUCUCAUUUGCAUUCUGCUAUGUACUUCCUGCUAGCCAACCUCUCAUUUAUUGACUUGUGUCUUUCUACUGUAACAGUUCCUAAGAUGAUUUCUGACCUAUAUUCUGGGAAAAAUACCAUAUCAUUCCAGGGGUGUGUCAUCCAGAUUUUUGCACUUCAUGUCCUGGGUGGAUCUGAAAUGGUGUUGCUCGUAGCCAUGGCCUGGGACUGAUAUGUAGCCAUAUGUAAGCCCCUUCACUACCUGACCAUCAUGAGUCCACAGAUGUGCAUUUGGCUUCUGGUUGGUGUUUGGAUUAUUGGUCUCAUUCACUCAGUGGCCCAGCUAGCUUUUGUUGCCCAUUUGCCUUUUUGUGGCCCUAAUGAGAUAGAUAGCUUUCACUGUGACCUACCUCGAUUCAUCAAACUUGCCUGCACAGACACCUACAGACUUGAGUUCAUGGUUACUGCUAACAGUGGAUUCAUUUCCAUGGGAACUGUCUUCUUACUGAUUUCCUCGUACAUCUUUAUCCUGGUCACUGUAUGGAAAAGCUCACCAAAUGGCUUGUCUAAAGCCCUCUCUACUCUGUCAGCUCACAUCACUGUGGUGGUUUUGUUCUUUGGACCAUGUAUUGUUAUCUAUGUGUGGCCAUUACCCACAGUUCCAGUGGAUAAGUUUCUUAGCACUUCAGACUUCUUGAUUACACCUAUCUUGAAUCCUACUAUUUACACAUUGAGGAAUAAGGCCAUGAAGACUGCAAUGAGAAGACUGAGUAGUCAAUUAUGGAAUUUGAGGAAAAUCACCUGA